AUGGCGACUUCACAACGCGUUGUCAUCAUCGGCGCUGGCAUCGUCGGAACGAAUCUUGCAGAUGAACUGGUCUCGCGAGGAUGGAAGAACAUUACCGUCGUCGAGCAAGGUCCGUUGAGCAUGCCAGGCGGUUCGACCUCACACGCACCCGGCCUCGUAUUCCAAACAAACGCCUCGAAAACGAUGACCUUAUUCGCAAAAUACACAAUCGAGAAGUUUCUGGCGCUUGAACAAGAUGGCCAAAGCUGCUUCAACCAACUGGGUGGCCUCGAGAUAGCGACAACACCAGAGCGUCUUGAGGAUCUCAAGCGAAGGCAUGGAUAUGCUCAGUCUUGGGGAGUCGAGGCGCACCUCAUCGAUACCGACGAGUGCGUUAGGAGAUAUCCUCUUCUCAACAGAGAGAUUAUCUUGGGCGGCCUGUACAUUCCAAACGACGGGCUCGCGCUCGCAGCUCGAGCAACACAGUUACUCAUCGAACGCACUCGUAACGCUGGUGUGCGUUACCAUGAACACACGGUUGUCACAGGCAUUGAGAAGGACAACGGCCAUGUAACGGGCGUCACCACAAAUAACGGCACCAUUCCUGCAGACAUCAUCGUGUCGGCGGCUGGUUUCUGGGGCGUCGAAAUCGGAGCCAUGGUCGGAUUGAAGGUUCCUCUCUUGCCGCUUGCGCAUCAGUAUGCGAAAACUACAGCCGUUCCAGGUCUUGUCGGCCGCGAUGUCAACAAGAGAAUAAACGCAAUGAACGCCGAACUGCCGAUUUUGCGAUACCAGGACCAGGACUUGUACUACCGCGAGCACGGAGAGCAGUACGGUAUUGGAUACUAUGGCCAUCGACCUAUGCCGGUCGUUGCUGCGUCACUCGGCGUGACCCCGAAAGAGGUGGACGAUAAGCAUAUGCCAUCACGUCUCGAAUUUACCUCCGAAGAUUUUGAGCCUGCCUGGAAGGCAACGAAAGAGCUACUGCCUGCGCUACGGGAAACAGAAAUUGCUGAUGGCUUCAACGGUAUCUUCUCGUUUACUCCAGACGGCGGGUCCGUUGUUGGGCAAGCCCCCAACCUGGAUGGAUUUUGGGUCGCAGAAGCCGUUUGGGUGACACACUCAGCUGGUGUAGCACGAGCCGUGGCAGAGAUUCUGACAGAAGGCCGAUCAAGAAUCGAUAUUGCUGAAUGCGAUGUGAGUCGCUUCGAGGAGGUUCAGCUCAGCCCAGAAUACAUCAGCGAGACCUCCCAGCAGAAUUUCGUCGAGGUCUACGACAUAAUUCACCCCCUCGCCCCGAAAGAGUCACCGCGCAACCUACGUGUUAGCCCCUUCCACGCCCGGCAACGAGAGCAAGGUGCAUUCUUCCUCGAAGUAGGGGGUUGGGAACGGCCACACUGGUAUGAAGCGAAUACGGACUUGGUCAAGACUCUUCCAACAGGGUGGCGACAUGUCGAUCGAGACGCAUGGUCGUCAAAGUUUUACUCCCCAAUCGCCGCAGCCGAGGCCUGGAAAACGCGCAAUGCAGUCGCCAUGUACGACAUGUCCACGUUCCAUCGAUUUUCAGUCUCCGGACCAGGGGCUGUCCACUUGCUUCAACGGAUUACCACGAGCGAUGUUACCAAGCCAUCAGGCACCAUUACCCACACACUUCUCCUCAAUGCCCACGGUGGUAUUCUGAGCGACAUCUUUGUAUCGAGGCUAGAAGAUGAUUCGUUCCAAUUAGGUGCCAACACCUCUACCGAUCUCGCCUACCUCGCACGUGAGGCUCGCCGUCAAGAAAAACACACUCCUGGCCAAUGGGUACAGGUACGCGAUGUGACAGGCAGUACCUGCUGCCUCGGUCUGUGGGGUCCUCGAGCGCGAGAUGUUAUCCGCUCGAUAAGUUCCGAAGACUUUAGCAAUAAGGGACUCCCAUACAUGGGUGUGAAGCAGACAAGUAUCGCUGGAGUUCCUGUGACAAUGUUCCGGAAAUCAUAUGUCGGAGAGCACGGUUGGGAAAUUCAAACCACGCCAGAGUACGGGCAACGCCUGUGGGAUGUCCUUUGGCAAGCAGGCAAACCCCAAGGACUUGUUGCAGCUGGACGUGCUGCAUUCAACGGAUUGCGACUGGAGAAAGGAAUUCGAGCGUCGGGUAGUGAUAUGUCAUCCGAAUACAACCCGUACGAAGCCCGUGUCACCUACGCGGUUCAUAUGGACAAGAAGGAAGACUUUGUCGGCAAAGCUGCACUCCAGCGACUAUCCAAGCAGGCGCCCACACGGCAACUCAGAUGUCUGACUGUCGAUGAUGGUCGUUCCAUGAUCCUCGGCAAGGAGCCUGUCUUCCAUAACGGGCAGACUGUAGGCUAUGUCACCAAUGCUGCUUUUGGGUACACGGUCCGCAAGCCUGUUGCAUACGCAUGGUUACCAACCAAGGUACAGGAGGGCGACUCGGUCGAGAUUGAAUACUUUGGCAAGAGAAUCAAAGCCACGAUCACAGCGGACCCGCUGUACGAUCCGCAAGAGCAUCGUCUUCGCAAUGAUGGUCCAUCGAGCGAGCCUGAGCUGCAGAGGAGAUUAAAGUCGUUGCUGUAG
Messenger RNA from Dothidotthia symphoricarpi CBS 119687, 2553 nucleotides. RefSeq names its product Aminomethyltransferase folate-binding domain-containing protein. Gene Ontology annotation, molecular function: oxidoreductase activity; protein binding. The transcript has a single exon. The coding region runs from base 1 to 2553 and encodes 850 amino acids. Lineage: Eukaryota; Fungi; Ascomycota; Dothideomycetes; Pleosporales; Dothidotthiaceae. The record is from RefSeq and is a predicted model, not a curated record. Gene Ontology annotation, cellular component: mitochondrion.